This is a messenger RNA of Nannizzia gypsea CBS 118893, 1356 nucleotides long. RefSeq names its product serine/threonine protein kinase. NCBI's taxonomy places the organism in Eukaryota, Fungi, Ascomycota, Eurotiomycetes, Onygenales, Arthrodermataceae. The transcript has a single exon. Gene Ontology annotation, biological process: signal transduction; protein phosphorylation. Gene Ontology annotation, cellular component: cytoplasm. The record is from RefSeq and is a predicted model, not a curated record. Bases 1 to 1356 code for a protein of 451 amino acids. Gene Ontology annotation, molecular function: ATP binding; protein kinase activity.
AUGGUUCCGCCGGCCCGCGAGGCGCCCUUGGCAGUAAAGCCUCCCGCCGCCUCCGCCGCCCCCGCCAAGAGCCUCCUCUCUUCCGCCCCGUCGCCUGGCUCGAGUCUGACGCCGCCGCUGACGCCCGUCGAAGAGGACGGCGGCUCUCGGAUAAUACCCAUACUCGACGGCGCUCAGUCGCAGGUGCCUCCGCCCUGGGCAGCGCAGCUCGACGGACCCAGCGAGUGUUCUCUCCCGCUCAAGUACCGCUAUGGCCAGGACGGCUGCCGGAUAGAGUACGGCAGAGGCGCCUGGAGUAGCGUCUACAGUGCCAUUAGCUUCGACCACGCUGCUUCUCUGGGCACAUCGCCCCCCCAAACUCCCACUCGCGGCUCUUCGGCCUCGUCUCCUAUGCUGGGCCCACGUAACCGGAGUGGUAGCGGUGGCAGUGGUAGUGGCAGCACCCAUACCACCGUGUACGCAGUUAAAGUGGCCUCUGGACGUUCAGCAUACGGUGCCAUCUCCGCUGAAGCAGAUAUCCUUACAUUUCUCCACCGCAUGCCAGGAAGUACAGCUCACGUUGUGCCGUUUCACGGUUACAUUCCUUCUGAACAUGCCAUUGUCAUGACUGCCAUCCCGCUCUCCCUUGCUUCGUACAUCAAAACUCGAGCUAAAGAAGCGGCUGCUGUAUUCAACACGAGAACCAUGUUCAAACCUGUUCUGGGAAUGGCAACCUGGCUUUCCUCCGCCGCCAAGCUGGUCGAGGGACUUCGGUGGAUGCACGAAGCAGGCGUCGUCCACGGGGAUAUCAAGCCUCAAAACAUUCUCCUUCGUCCUCGGGUUCCCAGCAUCAGCAGCGACUUCACUGCUGCUGCUGGUACCACGACCACUGCAUCAAGCAGUUCAGGGGCCAUCAAUGACACUGCAGUAAAUGCAUUCGACCUGCUCUUCAUCGACUUUACUUCUUCUCUCUACUCCCAUGGCGGCAACAUGGCUCUGAACUCGACUGCCGACUCCCGGUUAGCCACCAGUCUUCCCUUCACAGCCCCAGAACUUCUAUCGAUCAGCUCGAUGACGGCACCACCAACUCCAGCACCUUCUUCAGACAUCUUCGCCUUGGCUCUCACCCUGGUCGCUGCUGCAAUCGGUUAUGGAGAGGUCUACCCAGGACUGGAGAGACAUAGAGCCCUUGCCCUUGCCAGAGAUGGCCAUCGUGUGAUCGACUAUGUCCGUGCUGGGGAGCAGGGAACUAGGAUCCCACGCAAGGGGGUGGUGGAGAGGGUUAUAUCUCCUGCUGUUCUGAAGGAUGUAGACAGCAGAGCGACCGCUAAUGCAUGGUUGGGUGUUAUCAGGGGUGAGAUCGCAGCUCUAGGAUAG